GCCGCCUGGUGGCGAUGCGGCAAACUACACUAAGCCGCUCCCGCCAUCCAGGUGACCACCACGCUGACCUGUGUUUGCUAUUACUGAACCCGACAAGAAGGGAAAAAAGGAGUAAAACAGAACAAAAAAAUCUGCUUGAUUACCACGAAAAACGCCUUUAGUAAUAAAAAGAAUAGAUUUUAGUUCUUAGUCGCCGGAACGGAUAAAUAGAAAACUUAGGGACACACACGAAAUGUGGUGCUUCCAAAAUCCGGGCCAUGAAGCUGUCGUCCUCACUGAGCUGCAGAGACAGCAACAGUGCAAUCAGUUCUGUGACACUCUGCUCAAAGCAGGAGGUGUAUCAGUCCCAGCACAUAGUUGUAUUCUGUCAGCUAUCAGCCCCCACAUCUCCUCUGCUCUGUCCGCUGUACCAGCUCUCCCUGCAGGACACAGCCACCUCCUGGAAUUCAGGGAUCUGGGCGCCUGCACUCUUCUUCACCUGGUCAGACUUCUAUACACGGGUGAGAUGGCUGGAGAGGGGGAGAGUGAGAAGCAAGAGGCUGUUUCUGCUGCAGCUAAGCUGGGGAUCCGAGGGCUGGUGGAGGUGACUAGAAGUAAAAGCAGAGGGGGAGGAGAAGAAGAAAGAGAGGUGGGUCAGUUUUCAGAGGUGGGAGAGCAAACUGAGCCUGUGAGGAUGGAGGAGAAUGAAGGCAGACAAAGUUGGUGUAGGAGAGAGAUGAGGGAUGGGACUGUGUUUCUCUGGAAGGAGAGACUGUCAAACAGAGGAAAAGACAUGUGGACUCAAACGGAGGAUCUGCACUUAAACCCAGCUCCCCCUUCUCCCUCAGUGGCCUCCUAUGAGACGAUCGAUAUUAGUGCCCUCCAGAGUUUAGGGCAGACAGUUUCCCAUCAGCUUGUUCCUAUAACGCUCGUCUACCCGUCCAAUGACAAUCAAACACUCCACCCUUUCUCUACUUCUUCAGUUUCUGUGGAAGAACCCACAUCAGCUGGAAGCAUAUCUGUUGCUGCCAUUGCACCAUCAUACACGUCUGCUUUCCCACCCCCCUCUAGUUUUUUCAGUAAGAACGACUCUCGGAGCUGCUCGGCUGCUUCCCACAGUGCCGGCAGAGAUGUUCCAGCGGCUGAGGAGUGUGAGGACGAGCGCUUCCAGCAGUUUCAGGGUAACAUCCCAGAAUUCAUCAGCUACUUCCUAAACACAGAGAACAAUGAGGGCACCUGCAGGGGGAGAGCAGGGAGGAGUCAAAGAGGAAAGCAGAGAGCCAGGGCUCCACGAGGAAGAGGAGGAAGGCUCCCUCAGAUGAUGGAUGUACAGAAGGUGAGGGUGGGCAAGUUGCAGAAGUUGUUUCUGCACAGGUGGGGGAUGAGGAUACCCAGGACGGGUCAGGGCGGAGGAACUGUUGGCAGAAAGCUGUAUGUGAAGAGCAGAGAGGUUGAGAAAACAGCCAGUCACAGUCAAAGAAGCCGCAGCAAAAUGUGGGUGGUCAGCCAGAGUGGGGACCUGCAUCUGUGCAGUGUGGGAAGUAACACUCAGUGUGGACGGAAAAACUCAGUGCUGCAGUUUAACCAGAACAGUCUUCCUGUUGGCAGGACUCCAAAGGGCUGUAACCAAUCAACACCAGGUUCCUUUUCUGGUCCAAACAGACGUUUCCAUGACACCCCUACUCCAUUUGCAUCCAGUCCCUCCCUUCAGCCAUCUCUGUCUCACAGCCUGCUGUCCCCUCCUGAUUCCAAUGUGUCCCCAGCAUCGUCCCUCAUCCACACUACCUCACCCCAUCCUCCAGCCCCUCCACCUUUGGAGGACAGUCCCGAGUGCAUUGACCGCUUUCUGGAGGAAUGCAUGAUAGGGCUCGAUAUUUUACCAAACAACACAACCUCAUCUUUUCAGUGUUCUGCUCCAACAAGCAGCAACACUUCAGCUCAAAACAAACAGCAGGGCUCUGGCACCAACACACCUGUACUGCAGCAGCAAUGUGAGGGAGAGCUGAACGAGAUAUUGGACUACUUUCGGUCAAUCAGUGAGCAUGUUGAAAGCUACAGUGUCAGGGAGGAGAAUGAGAUUAAUGAUGAGAGCUCCACAGAGGCCAGCCAGCCAUACAUUGUCUUGAGCAAAUGUGAAAGAGCCACCUUCAAGACUUGGACCCCCCACACCAUUCGUGAACAGUAUAAACAUGCACCACACCAAGUCAGUCACUCCUACACAUCUGAACCACAGAGUGAGAAUAGUGGAUCAUCACAAAGCCACUCAGAGGCCCACAAAAGCUUGGCUUGUUCUGAUUCUGCAAAACACACAAAAGAAACUACGGAGAAAACCAGAAAACGGAGUAAGAGAAGAUCAAGAACCUAUAUGUUCUCAAUGGAGAAAAAAAAGAAGAAGCAAGUUUCAUCAGAUGCUGCAAACAGAAAAUUAGGUCCUAACCAGAAAGAUAUUCAACUCCAGCAGAGACCACUAGACGAGAGAAGUUUGCCGCCACCCCUAGUGACACUGCAGGAAGACGGCUGUCAGAGUCUGGAAAAAAAGAGACCUUCAAAAACUCCGACUGGUUUGUCAUCUGCAAAACAAUAUUUUGACAGCAAGCAACAAAUGUAUUUGAAGACAAAGUUCUACCCGAUCAGGAGCUGGUUGAAGGAGACGAAUAUUACAGACACUGCGUCUUUUCUCUUGGCACAACUUCCAAAUAAACAGGCACUUUCAGUGGCCAAUCCAACAGGCUGUAAGCAAGGCAGGACCAAAAAGAACAAAGAACUUUGCAGUUCAUCUAAUGGUGAGAUUUCAAAAGCAGCAGCGCAGAUGCAGCCUGUGGACUUUUGUGGCCCUGAUGACCAAUGUGAGAAAAAUCAAGAGAGACAUGAAUGUGAUUUAUCUGUUCAGCCACAGGAAGAGGUAGAGAGACCUGCGUGGAGGGGAAAAAAGAGGGGACCAGAAUGUAAUGAGGAUGCAAAUGAUGAUGCUACCGUGACCAAGAGGAGUAGCUUAUGUCAAAUGACAGAGCCAGCCUGUGAGACAUGCAUACCAUGUUCUGAAUCUGCAGACUUAGCAUCUACACCAGCAACCAUGGAGCUAAAGGAGAUGGUUGAUGUUGAGACUGUUUCACUGACAAAUUGUUGUACACAAGGUAAAAAACGAACUGAAAACUCAAUGUUGAGUGAGAUUAAACAAAGAAAACCUGAGGAAAGUUUGCCAGAUGAAGACAUGGAGAGCAGCUGUAGUGAGGUAACCAAUGUGGAAGAAUACGAUGAAGACUUGCAGACUCUUGGGAACAAAGAGGUGGAAAAGGACCGCUGCCAGAGCAGAACACCACCAGCUCCAUCACAUAUAAAUGCUGCAAAGAACUCAGCUUCACCUACAAAAGCGUCCACUCUGCAGUGGACAGAAAAAUGGGAAGAAGAUGAGGAUAUUGAUGUGACUGGAGGUUCCAGUCCAGUCCCUGAAUCAGUGAUCAUCAGCUGGACAGAGUCCUCAGAAGGGGAGAAAGAGGAAGAAGAUGAGGAUAUUGAUGUUGUUGGUGAGAAGGCCGACUUCACUACAUCACUACCACCAUGAAUAUAGGUGAGCUUGUAAACGGAAAGCACCAGACGGAGGUGGUCUCUCAUUAGAACCUGUUCUUUUUGUUACUUUCUUCUCAUUUUCACUAAAGAAAAUAAUGAUAAACAAUAUAACAACAUAAACAGGUUUAUUUCAUGUACAAGUGGUGCCUUCUAGGUUUUCUUUUUCCCUUACAUGUGCAAACACAGUAACACACACGAUUUCUGGUGUCCAGUCCUACAGAAGUUCAGGAAAAAGUUCAUAAAGCAUCACAAUAUUGUGAGUUUAAUCAGCAACAAAGCAAGUAGUGUGCAGAUGUUUAGUUUGAAUUCUUAAGCUGAAAUUACAGACCUAACUUUGGUUAACACAUCAAAGGGGUUGGGCAUUAUUCAUAGUUAUAUUAGAAAUAUUUUGGCAACAAUUUUAUGUGAAGAGUUACAAGCAGAUAUGUUUGAAAAGAUUUAUUUUAACUGUCAACCAACCAGUUUGCAGAGUUUUAAUGUCCAACAAAAGAAAAAAAGAUCAGAUUUCGGGGUAUUUAGAGAAAUCAGGAGUGUUUUAUUAGUUGUUCAUAUGACUAUAACUAUUAGUUGUAAAUAUAAAUUAAUGUCAGCCUCUGUUCUGCUAAAGUUUGUAAAUGUUCCAGAAAGACUUUUGUCUUCCUUGUUUUAGUGUCAUGUUUUGUUCGGCAAUGUUCCCUGUGCCAGUUUUUUACAAUCAUUUAGAAAAUAAAGAUUUCCUGUUUUCUUG
Melanotaenia boesemani (Boeseman's rainbowfish) is the source of this 4273-nucleotide messenger RNA. RefSeq lists its product as uncharacterized. Gene Ontology annotation, biological process: positive regulation of transcription elongation by RNA polymerase II. Gene Ontology annotation, molecular function: protein binding. The record is from RefSeq and is a predicted model, not a curated record. NCBI's taxonomy places the organism in Eukaryota, Metazoa, Chordata, Actinopteri, Atheriniformes, Melanotaeniidae. The transcript has 6 exons. The coding region runs from base 233 to 3541 and encodes 1102 amino acids.